AUGUCUGAGAAGCAGGUCAUCAGCAAGUGGAACAACCCGGAGUUCCUCCACAGCCUGAUGCUCGCCCUCUACGGCCAGCUCAAGGGCAACCUCAGCAAGGAGGCCAAGGACACGAUCGAGGCGAAGAUGCAUCGCGACGGCUUUGAGGAUACCACCUGGGAUGGCAUCCGCCUCCGCAACCUUCACGUGCCCUUUUCCGUCCUAUAA
Messenger RNA from Colletotrichum destructivum, 207 nucleotides. RefSeq lists its product as uncharacterized. The coding region runs from base 1 to 207 and encodes 68 amino acids. NCBI's taxonomy places the organism in Eukaryota, Fungi, Ascomycota, Sordariomycetes, Glomerellales, Glomerellaceae. The transcript is spliced from 2 exons. The record is from RefSeq and is a predicted model, not a curated record.